UGUUUUAUUGUUAACGUAUGAAGAAAUUAAAUAUCUACGAUUAUUAUUACCCUGUAAUUGACGAUUAUUAAUGCCCGCAUCGAUUACUAGCAGAAAUACACAUUAGAUUAUCGAUUAUCACGGUGUGAGAGAGAUCUCAUUUCAACUGUUGACCAUAGGGACCAUUGGAGUGGGGAUUGAUAUCUAUCUGCAACUGCAGUGUAGUUUACAGAAUAUGUAAAUAAUAUCCGAGGGCGAAUCGAAUAUUUAUAUAAAAGGUGAAAUCACUAUGAAAAUAUGGCAGUUGUAAUAGAAACUACUAUAGGGGAUUUUACCGUCGACUUGUACACCGAUGAACGCCCGCAAACGUGUAGGAAUUUUUUGAAGCUAUGCAAACUGAAGUAUUACAAUUGGAACUUGUUCCAUUCUGUUCAGAGCCAUUUCAUUGCUCAGACUGGCGAUCCUACCGGUACUGGGAAAGGGGGUGAAAGUGUUUACGGUAUCGUGUUAGGCGAAAAAGCACGGUACUAUGAGGCAGAGCAGAUGCCAAAAAUAAAACACGAUAGAAGCGGUUUGUUGUCUAUGGUUAAUUGCGGUAACAACAUGCUGGGCUCUCAGUUUUUCAUUACCUUGGCUCCCGAGCUUCAGUCAUUGGAUGGAGAACAUUGCGUGUUUGGGGAAAUUACGGAAGGCUUAGAGAUUAUCUUUAAAUUUAAUGACACAAUCUGUGAUGGAGAUCAUAGGCCCUAUCAAGAUAUCCGUAUCUCUCAUACGGUCAUCUUGGAAGAUCCUUUCGAGGAUCCUAGAGGUUUCAUUGUACCUGAUCAAAGUCCACCUCCUACAAAAGAAUGUUUAAUGAGUGACAGAAUUGGAGCAGACGAAGUUAUAGACGAUACAGCUGGCAUGACAACAGAAGAGAUUGUAGAGAUGCAAAAAGAAAAGGAAGCAAAAGCAAGAGCGACAAUACUGGAAAUUGUGGGAGACAUUCCAGAUGCGGAUAUGGCACCACCUGAAAAUGUUCUCUUUAUUUGUAAAUUGAACCCUGUCACGAACGACGACGAUCUGGAAAUUAUCUUUAGCCGAUUUGGAAAAGUCGUUGGCUGUGAAGUCAUCAGAGAUCGUCAGUCAGGAGAUUCUUUGCAGUACGCGUUCAUAGAGUUCGCCGAUCGGAAAAGCUGCGAGGAGGCUUACUUCAAGAUGGACAACGUGCUAAUCGACGACCGUCGCAUACACGUGGACUUCUCGCAGUCGGUGGCCAAAAUGAGGUGGAGGGGUAAGGGAAAAGGGAUACAGUACUUCGAUGACAAGGACGACGCGGCUAAUGAAAAUCGGAAAAAGCCUGGACCGAGAAACCAGAGAAGAGAUGACAGUAUCGACGAGGUCAGGUACAGAAGAGAAACUGACAGGAGGACCAAAGAGGAAGUGCUGGACCACAGGAAACACGAGCGCAGGAAAGAGGCGAGGAAAGAGGAUUCCGAGUAUUCCCGUAACGGAGGGAAGUACUCGGAGAAAGAGAAAUACAGGGAAGGAAAGUAUCGCGACGAUUCCUGCGAAAAAUACGAGUACGAGUCCAGACGCAAGAAGGAGAGGAAACACAGGAGCAAAGAUCGAAGCAGGGACAGGCACAGGGACAAAGGUCGAAGUAAAAAGGAGAGUCACAAAGAGCAUCGGUCCAAUAAAAAAUACGACAGCGAGAAAAGGAAAAAGAACAGGGACACGUCUAGCUCGGACAGCGACAGUUCGCGACACGGCAGACACGAGGAGAGACACAGUAACAAGAAGAGGCGGGAUCGCGACCGGUCCGGAGACAGACACGGGAAACCAGAGAAGCACAAACAGAAGAGGAAAUAAUGUAAAUAGUAUUGUCUUUACAAGCAAAUCUGAAAUAUCGUACACACGGACUGCAGAACACCACAUAAAUAUAUUUUGUGAAACACUAGGUCGAGUGAUCGAUGAAACAUUUUUAAAAAUAUACGCUUACGUUUUCAAGCGAAUAAAGCUAUCACUU
This is a messenger RNA of Nomia melanderi (Alkali bee), 1987 nucleotides long. RefSeq names its product peptidyl-prolyl cis-trans isomerase sig-7. Gene Ontology annotation, biological process: protein peptidyl-prolyl isomerization. NCBI's taxonomy places the organism in Eukaryota, Metazoa, Arthropoda, Insecta, Hymenoptera, Halictidae. Gene Ontology annotation, cellular component: nucleus. The record is from RefSeq and is a predicted model, not a curated record. Gene Ontology annotation, molecular function: RNA binding; peptidyl-prolyl cis-trans isomerase activity.